This is a messenger RNA of Pleuronectes platessa (European plaice), 1365 nucleotides long. Its product is annotated as dual specificity protein kinase CLK4-like. The transcript is spliced from 13 exons. Lineage: Eukaryota; Metazoa; Chordata; Actinopteri; Pleuronectiformes; Pleuronectidae. The record is from RefSeq and is a predicted model, not a curated record. Gene Ontology annotation, biological process: protein phosphorylation; regulation of RNA splicing. Gene Ontology annotation, cellular component: nucleus. Gene Ontology annotation, molecular function: ATP binding; protein tyrosine kinase activity. Bases 1 to 1365 code for a protein of 454 amino acids.
AUGGAAUCAGGGGCUGGACGGGGGAACCUUCGCCCCCUGUGGAUGAAGUCCUCAGCAGACGUCCCGGGUCUGGAGACGUGGGAGCAGAGAGAGGAGACACAGCUCAGCGUGGAGAUCUGCACCAUGGGAGUCAAAGAGGACGACUGUAGCUACAAGAGAGAAGGUGACGAACCCGACCUCCUGCAAACUGAAGGAAAGAGAAGAAGCUUCAACAGCCUCCACGUGACCUCGAGGACAGAAACCUCGCCGGACGACCUGGAAUCUGCUUCCCUCGGUGACAGCGCUGUCAGUGCCGGCGGUGAUGGAGUGAAGAGGAGUCAGGAGGUGCCGAGCUGUGAGGAGGACGAAGAGGAGGGACACCUGGUCUAUCACGUCGGCCUCGUGAUGAACGGAAGAUACGAGGUGGUUUCUACUCUGGGAGCUGGAGCCUUUGGAAAAGUGGUCGAGUGCAUCGAUAGAGAAAAAGACGAGCACGUGGCUGUGAAGAUCGUGAAGAGCAUCGAGUGUUACCGGGAAGUCGCCCGGUCGGAGAUCUCCGUCCUGGAGGAGAUCAACAGUCUGGAUGAGGAACACAGAUUUGCCUGCGUGCGGAUGCUGAACUGGUUCCAGCACGAAGGUCACAUCUGCAUCGUGCUGGAGCUGCUCGGCCUCAGCACCUUCGAGUUCCUGAGACAGAACCACUUCCUGCCCUUCAGCGUGGAGCAGAUCCGCCACAUGGCCUUCCAGAUCUUCAGAGCCGUGUGCUUUCUGCACCGUAACAAACUGACCCACACGGACCUGAAGCCAGAGAACAUCCUGUUAGUUUCCUCCGACUGCGAGUUCAACGACGAGGAGGAGAGGAAACUGAGGAGUCUGGAUGUGAAGGUGGUGGAUUUCGGCACCGCCACGUUUGACCAUGAACACCACGAAUCCCUGGUGUCGACACGGCACUACCGAGCUCCAGAGGUCAUACUGGAUCUGGGCUGGAACCAUUCGUGUGAUGUUUGGAGUCUGGGCUGCGUCCUCAUGGAGUUUUACCUGGGACGCACACUCUUCCAGACCCACGACAGUAAAGAACAUUUGGCCAUGAUGGAGAAAGUCCUGGGACCGAUUCCCCCGCAACUGCUGAAACAGACCAAAAAGCAGCAUUACGUUCACAACGAGCAGCUGAACUGGGACGAGAGAAGCUCCUCUGACGAUCACAUCUGGAAACACUGCAAACCACUGAAGCAGUUCAUGGAGAGGAAGAGCGAGGAGGAGCGGCAGCUGUUCGACCUGCUCGGCUGCAUGUUGGAGUACGACGUGUACCGGCGCAUCACCCUGGAGGAGGCGCUGUGGCAUCCGUUCUUCAGCCCCAUGAGGACACAGGGGCCCCAGCGCAGUUAA